AACCGACCCAAUUCGAUUACUCAGGGGCGACAGACCAGUUCCUAUGCUACAUGCUGGGGUGAAGGAAACGUUACAUAAUAAUUUCGUCAGGAAUGGGGGGAGAGAGAAAGAGAGCGAACAGAAAACAUGGCGGCCUUCCGAAGUUCAACCUUUUGCGGUCGCAUCAUCCCCUUCGCCAAGACCAUGACAAAGCGAAACUUCAGCUUUAGAUUGUCAUGUCCGCUUGUCCGUGCGGCAUUCUCCAUUUCUACUGCUUCUGCAGUUAAACGGGUCGGGACUCACAAUGGCAGCUUCCACUGUGACGAGGUCCUCGCCUGCUUCAUGCUCCGCCUCACUGACAAAUUCCGGGAUGCCCAAAUUAUCCGCACUCGAGACCCGCAGGUGUUGGACACGCUCGACGCUGUGGUGGAUGUGGGAGGAGUCUAUGAGCCGAGGAGGGAUCGAUACGAUCACCAUCAGAGAGGAUUUGGGGAGGUUUUAGGGCAUGGCUUCACCACAAAACUCAGCAGCGCAGGCCUUGUCUAUAAGCAUUAUGGGACAGAGCUGAUCGCGAAGGAUGUUGAGCUCCACGAAGGCCAUCCCGAUGUGCAUCGGCUGUUUCUUGCUGUCUAUAAAAACUUCAUAGAGGCUGUUGAUGCCACUGAUAAUGGAAUCAGCCAAUAUGAGACAGAUCAACGACCAAGGUAUAUCAAUAAUACAAGUUUGUCUUCGAGAGUGGGAGGGUUAAAUUUGGAUUGCGUGGAUCCAGACGUUUCAUCCAAAAAGGAAGAUGAAGCUUUUCAACGUGCAAUGGAACUUGCUGGAAGUGAAUUUCUAGAGAGUGUACUUUUUUAUGCGAGAUCAUGGUUACCUGCUCGAUCGAUAGUCAUGGAGUGUAUAUCAAUGAGAAAGAAUAUUGAUCCCAGUGGAGAAAUCAUGGUGCUUAAUAGAUCUUGCCCGUGGAAGCUUCACAUUUUUGAGCUGGAGGAGGAAAUGAAGAUUGAUCCUUCCAUCAAGUAUGUUAUCUAUCAGGAUGACAGGAGUGAAAAAUGGAGACUACAAGCUGUAGCAGUCUCUUUCAGUAACUUUGAAAGUCGGAAACCUCUGCCAGUGUCUUGGAGGGGUUUGGAGGGUGAUAAACUCUCUAAGGUAGCUGGAAUUCCCGGUUGUGUUUUUGUCCACAUGAGUGGUUUCAUUGGUGGGAACAAAACUUGCGAGGGUGCGCUAGCUAUGGCACGAGCUUCCUUAUGCGCAGCAUAAAAUGCAAAUGUCAUGAAUUGGAGGGAGACGAAUUCCUCACAGCUCCCCAAGAAGAACAGACAACUUGUCAUGUGGUCAUAGACUGUUCGAUUAUCAGACAGGUAAUCCCUCUUUGAACCAUGUGUUCAAGCCCCCUUCUAGAUGGAAGACAUUUGUGUAGCCAUUGAGGACGAGAAAAUAUGCUGCUAUAAGAGAUCUGCAGGAAGUAGCAAUAUUACAAUUUAUAUAUCAAUGUAAAACAGUGAACAGGAUUUGUAAUGUCAGGUAGGCAUUUGUGCGGCAAUUUAUUCAUCAUCAGAUUUAGAUUUCAAUGAGAUUACCUUGACUGUUGUCCUUCAGGAAGAUUCUGGGAUGGUUUCAUUGUGCCACCAGCUGAGCAAGCUACAAUUAUCUUUGCAUCUUUACUUAUUUUUGAUUCCACACCUGAGGAACAUAGUGCAGUUCUGAUCAUCAUUUCAUAUUUAAAUAAUAUUUAGUCAUAGAAAUAGGCAGGACCAGAUAAUUUUGCCAUACUUUGGAGAAAUUCAGGAUUCUCUUCUGUGCCUGAAAAGAUGCCAAAGAAGGCAAAAGCAGCACGGCGGGCGAUGUCCCAUGCCGUCCAUUCUUUGAUAAGCCUAUAUAUUUGUACAUUAAUUGCACCCGGUGGGUGAGCCUGCAAAACCCAGAAAUGGGAUUAUCCGCUGAACGUUGGAUUCCUACUUUGUUGGUGAGCAACAAGCAAGAUGAAGUUGUAUGUAGUGUUAUAAUUAUUUGAGUGUUGGGCCGUAUGACUAACCUCCUUGAAUUCUGCUUCGGGCCUUACAUCGAGAAUCACAAAGUUGUUCUCCUGCUGAAGGCGCAAAGCUUCCUUCACAUCCACACUUCUUACCUGGGAAAACGGGUACUUCCAGUUUCAUUUUUCUGGUCUUUUACUAAAUAAUAUACUCACUUACUUGCAAUCUCUCCGUCUCAACAAAGAAAGUAUUUGCUCUUAGAAUCAUAAUGUUAUACCCUCCUUGAUCAUUGGAUGUACAUGUCAGCAGCAUUUUAAGUAACUCUCUGAACACUUGCAAUAUGCAUCUUUUACGGUAUCCUUUCACGGUAUAUGGAUGCAGUAGACACAUAUAUAUAGGUAAAUAUAUAAUACAAGUGUGCAUGAGGUACUGAAUUUUGAGGAUGGGACGGACAGAGGAGAUAGAUACCUUCUUCUGAAGUAGCAAUUCCCUCUUGACCUUCCAUUCCUCUUCAGCUGUUGCCAGAAAAGCAGACGGUCAAAGGUCAAGCUAAUUGUAUUUAGCUAUAUGAUGGAUCCAUUGAAUCCACGAACUUGCAGGGAGAUUAGAGUACCUGGAGAUUUUGCAGGUUUUGUUGCUGCAUUCUGUAUCUUCAGCCCAAUGGGCACACGUUGUGAAUACAGUCUCUGCCCUGGUCUCUGUCUCAAAGUCGAACCUCCGAUUGGGCUUGUAAGUGCCACACAACAGGAAGAUCCAUAGUCAUGAGCAGUCGUCGAUGACAAGCAUAAAGAAGAAGACGGCGGAGACCGGUGUGGGCAGAUUGAAGCUAGACCAGCCAUUGAUCAAUGUUCUAAAGCUUCAAUAGAAGCAAACACCAGCAAGCAACAAAUAUCGAAGGAAGUGGACAACAGAAGAACCACGCGGCCACACACACCGUGACAAAACUGAAUGGAAAAAAAACCGGCCCUUUGGCCCGGUACGUGCUUCAUCUUACUCUUCCUAGCUCGUCCUUGCAGAAGCAGUCCUAGUGAUUGCCAAUAUUCCGAGUAACACGCCCCAUUCAAAACUCGUGUUCGGUUUUUAUACCUGAUUUCAGCAAGAACUUCUUGUCUACAGACACCGCUCUUUGUAAUAAGCACUCCUUUUUCUAGCAAUGACUAGUGUUUAUUUGUGACC
Molecule: messenger RNA, 3128 nt
Organism: Punica granatum (pomegranate)
Lineage: Eukaryota; Viridiplantae; Streptophyta; Magnoliopsida; Myrtales; Lythraceae
Source: RefSeq, a predicted model, not a curated record